CAAAACUCCUCAGGCUCUCUCUUCUCUCUCUCUCUCUCUCUCUCUCUCUAACCUCUUCUUUUCUACUUCUUCCGUCUUUCUCGCUAUCUCUUAAUUCUCUCUUUCUCUCUAUGAUUCCUGUUUUAGUAAUCCCAUUCUCUUCUCAUUAAUUCAUUCAUUCCAAUUUUCUCCACCAAAACCCAACCCUAAAGAAAGUGCCAUUGUUGAAUUAGGAAACCAUUUCUGCGUUUUCUCUCUUUGCUCUGCUUCGACGUUCUUUCCCUCUCCGCUUCCCUUAAAAUCCAUCUGAGUUGUAGAAACCCAUUUCAGAUAAGAGUUUUUAGAAGAAACCCAAGAAAUUCUUUCUUCUUUCUCCUCUCACAAAUUCUUUGUGCGGGGUUUACUGCAAUACCGUGUUUGUUUUCGUCAAUGGCUGUGCCUUCGACCGUCCCUGCGCCUGCUUCGCUUUACGUUGGGGACCUUCACCCUGAUAUCACUGAUGGACAACUCUUCGAUGCCUUCUCCGUCAUCGAGAACCUUGCAUCUGUCAGGGUUUGCAGAGAUUCCAUGUCUGGGAGAUCGCUUGGUUACGGUUAUGCAAACUUCAUCACUACCCAUGACGCAAUCCGUGCAAUUGAGAAACUGAACCACACUCCACUGAAUGGAAAACCGAUUAGAAUUAUGUGGUCGCAUCGUGAUCCAGACGCAAGGAAGAAUGGGAUUGGAAAUUUGUUUGUGAAGAAUUUGAAUGAUUCUAUUGAUAAUGUGAAACUUUAUGAGAUGUUCUCCGAGUUUGGAAACAUAUUAUCCUGCAAAGUUGCAAUGUCUCUGGAUGGAAAGAGCCAAGGAUAUGGGUUUGUACAGUUUGAGACUGAAGCAUCUGCGAGUACUGCUGUUGAGAAGCUUAAUGGCUCCAUUUUUGGUGGUAAACAAAUAUAUGUUGGUAAUUUUGUCAAAAAGAGUGAGCGGGUUUUACCCAGCCCUGAUGCCAAAUAUACCAAUCUGUACAUGAAGAAUCUGGAUACAGAUAUUACAGAAGAACUUUUGCAGGAAAAGUUCUCUGAGUUUGGAAAAAUUACUAAUCUGGUAAUCUCAAAGGACAGCAAUGGGAACUCAAGGGGUUUUGGAUUUGUGAACUUUGAUGACCCUGAUGAUGCAAAACGGGCAAUGGAGGCAAUGAAUGGAACACAACUUGGCUCGAAGGCUUUGUAUGUAGCAAGGGCACAGAAGAAAGCAGAGCGGGAGCAAAUAUUGCAUCGUCAGUUUCUGGAAAAACGCAAGGAGCAAAUCCAGAAAUAUAAGGAUUCAAACAUUUAUGUAAAAAAUAUUGCUGAUGAUAUCAAUGAUGACGAAUUGCGAGAACACUUUAGUCAGUGUGGAACAAUCACUUCUGCAAAGCUCAUGCGUGAUGAUAAAGGAAUUAGUAGGGGGUUUGGGUUUGUGUGCUUCUCUAGUCCAGAAGAAGCAACCAAGGCUGUGAAUACUCUGCAUGGAUGCAUGUUUUGCCAAAAGCCUUUGUAUGUGGCUAUUGCCCAAAGGAAAGAGGACAGGCGAGCACAAUUGCAACUUCAAUAUUCCCAGCGUAUUACAGGAUUAGCAGGUCCCUCAACUGCAGUCAUUCCUGCUGGUUAUCCUCCUCUUUAUUACACACCUUCCGGUGUUGUAUCACAAAUUCCUCCGAGGCAGGGCCUUAUGUAUCAACCUUUGGGUUUGAGACCAGGGUGGAGGGCCAAUGGAUUUGCACCUCCAACCAGACCAGCUUUUCAACCUAUGCCACUACCUGUGGUUCCUAAUACUUCAAGACAUAACAGACAGAAUAGGAGCAGGAUGAAUGGCCAUAUACUUCCUCAGGGUGGUGGACAAAAUAUGCAAUUUAUGCCACAUUUGCAACAACCUACUCAAUCAGCUAAUUCAUUGAAAGAUUCAAGUAAUCCGCAGCGUGCUGGACAGACCAAAUAUGUGUCAAAUGGGCAUCCUCAUGAUAUGAGCAACGGAUCUGCAGUUCCAUUAGCUGCUGCUUCUAACUCUGUUGGAUCUGCAUCCCAAGGAUCAGAGAUGUUGAGUAGCAUGCUUGCUGCUGCUACACCACAGCAUCAGAAACAGAUGCUUGGUGAGCGCCUCUACCCCCUAGUGAAGAAACACAAGUAUGAUCUAGCAGCUAAAAUAACUGGGAUGCUUUUGGAGAUGGACAACUCUGAAUUACUGCUGUUGUUGGAAUCGCCGGAGUCCUUGGCUGCUAAAGUGGAAGAAGCAGUGCAGGUGCUCAAGCUAUCCAAGAAUAAAGUAGCUGGCCAAGAUGCUCUUAUUCCCAACUACUUAUCGACUCAGGUUACUGUCAUCUGAGAGACUCCCCCUCUCCUCCCUGCUUUUCUUUUCAAUCCUCCCUUUUCUAGAAUUGGGAUGGUUAUCCCCUAUGGUCUGUGAUUGGAGCUUAGAAAUCCAUUUUUUUGAUAGUUGAUAGUCGAACCUUCAAUCCAUUCUGCGGCUAUUUCUUUUUCUCCCUUUUGGUAGAGCAUAGAAUGUAACUUUUGAAAAACAAAUGCUAGUUUUUUGAUAGCUAGACUAUUGCGCCUCUGGGUUUGCUUUUAAAA
This is a messenger RNA of Macadamia integrifolia, 2570 nucleotides long. RefSeq names its product polyadenylate-binding protein 7-like. The record is from RefSeq and is a predicted model, not a curated record. The transcript has 10 exons. Lineage: Eukaryota; Viridiplantae; Streptophyta; Magnoliopsida; Proteales; Proteaceae. Gene Ontology annotation, molecular function: RNA binding. Bases 409 to 2322 code for a protein of 637 amino acids. Gene Ontology annotation, cellular component: ribonucleoprotein complex.